Elaeis guineensis (African oil palm) is the source of this 1303-nucleotide messenger RNA. Its product is annotated as cinnamoyl-CoA reductase 1. NCBI's taxonomy places the organism in Eukaryota, Viridiplantae, Streptophyta, Magnoliopsida, Arecales, Arecaceae. The record is from RefSeq and is a predicted model, not a curated record. Gene Ontology annotation, molecular function: oxidoreductase activity, acting on the CH-OH group of donors, NAD or NADP as acceptor.
CACCUCUCCCCGCACUGCCUUCUUUGAGCUUCCCUUCCACCAAACUUUGCUUUCAAUAGCCUUCACUACUUUUCUCACCAACCUUUUUCUCCAAAAUGCCAGCUGAGGCCACCACCCUCCCCGGCCACGGCCAGACCGUGUGUGUCACCGGUGCCGGAGGCUUCAUCGCCUCCUGGCUCGUCAAGCUGCUCCUCGAGAGGGGCUACACCGUCCGGGGGACCGUCCGUGAUCCUGAGGACCCCAAGAAUGGUCAUUUGAAAGAACUUGAAGGAGCUGCUGAGCGAUUGGUUCUCUUGAAAGCUGAAUUGCUCGAUAUCGACAGUCUCCAUGCUGCGAUUGAUGGCUGCGAUGGUGUGUUCCAUACUGCAUGCCCAGUUACUGACGAUGAGACCGUGAUAGUUCCUUCGGUGAAUGGGACCAGGAAUGUGAUCGAUGUCUCGGCUGGUGCAGCCAUCCGGCGGGUGGUGUUCACCUCCUCGAUCGGCGCCGUCUACAUGAACCCUAACCACAGCCCGGACGUGGUUGUUGAUGAGUCUUGCUGGAGCGAUCUUGAGUACUGCAAGAGCACCAAGAAUUGGUAUUGUUAUGGAAAGACGGUGGCCGAGCAAGAUGCAUGGGAGGUAGCGAGGGAAAGGGGAGUGGAUUUGGUGGUGGUGAACCCGGUGCUGGUGCUCGGACCACUCCUUCAGCCAAACAUCAACGCUAGUGUAGCACAUAUCACGAAGUAUCUAACUGGGUCAGCAAAGACGUACAUAAACGCUGCACAAGCGUAUGUCCAUGUGAGGGACGUGGCAGAGGCUCAUAUAAAAGUUUACGAAGCUCCGGACGCAAAGGGACGAUAUAUAUGCGCAGAGAGCACACUGCACCGUGGGGAGGUGGUUCGCAUCCUUGCUAAGCUCUUCCCGGAGUACCCCAUCACCAACAAGUGUAAAGAUGAAAUAAAUCCACCGAAGAAAGGAUACAAGUUCACCAACCGACGGCUCAAAGAGAUGGGAAUUGAGUUCACGCCUGUGAAUCAAUGCCUCUAUGAAACUGUCAAGAGCCUGCAAGAAAAAGGCCUGCUUCCUGUCAUCUCUCCGGACGCAAACUUUACAGCAGCGCACUAAAUUUAAUUACGUAAUUAAUGGCUUCCUAUAUGUCAAUGUUUCCAACCUAACUCGUGAUAUUAAUGAGUUGUUGUCAUACUCAAAAGUAAAGAGUUGUUAUCAGACUCAAAGCUGGUUAUACUUCCUAUAUAUGCAACUUGUACAUGCUAUUAUAUUUGAGUAGAUUUUAAUAAAAAAAUACAGAGAUUUUGUCCUUC